CAACUUGGUUACAACAAAGACAUCAUCUCAACAACUUUGCCGGGGUUCUCUUCUUUUUCUUGUUUAAGGAAUGGGAGAAGAUCCAAUUCCAGUGCUACUUGUAUUUCGAAAAGAAGACGUCUUGGCUGCAAAUGUCAGUUGGCAGAUCUUGCACCUGUAACCUCUGCUGCCUAUGGUGUCAUUCUUCUUGGCGGUGGCCUCUUUGCCUUUGGUAAAUCAGGAAGCAAGGGGUCACUUUUUGGAGGGUUGACAGGGGCUGCUCUUAUGGGAACGGCUUACUUUCUGAUGCAAGCUCCGGAGACAAAAGCUAUUGGGGAUUCCCUCGGGUUUGGGUCAGCAUUCCUAUUCUCUUCUGUAUUUGGAAUACGAUUGGCAGCUACCCAAAAAUUGAUUCCUUCUGGUCUUCUGCUAGUUUUAUCUAUUUGUGCACUGUCUGUGUUCAUCUCCGCCUAUUUACUGCAGGAUAAUCUCUGAUUAUUGACCGUAUUUAGUCAAUCUAUCAUUUUUGUCAUUCUAAUGUACGAGCUAGUGUACCUUCCAUCAACAUAAGAAGUGUCUUUAAUUAAAAUUUUGCAUUUUGAGUUGAUAUAGAAUCUGAUCUUAAUCAUUGAUUUCUCCUCAGGUUCUUCAUUUCAUUUCUCAAAUAAGCAAGUUAUCUGAAUAUAAUUUAGCAGCUUCACUUUUUCACAGAUAAUUUGCGCAUAUAUAUAUAUAUAUAUAUAUUGUGAUGAGUAAUGGGUUUUUCACAGCUUCAUUUCUUGAUCUCGAUUUUAAUUCUUCUGGUAAUGGUAAUCGAUUGGUAGUAGGACAUGUUUUCCAAGUUAAAUACCAAGAUCUAUGUGAAGAGUGAUUUAGUUCUUCAGCUUUUAGGUGAAACCAUGGGCUAUUUGAUAGCUAGCUUCUUGUAUUAUUUUUUGUUUGCCUGUAUUUCCUUUUCCUCAUAGCUGUUCCAGUGCAUGCUAAGAUAUGUAUGUAUACUUGACCGUGUAAAUGCAGAUUUGACAGGAUCUGGCCAAAAGGGAUCUUGUCAGUGACCAAUGCCUACAUUUUUGUCUUGUUAUUAUUCCCAAGUCAAAUAAGUUGCAUCCCACGCUAGCAAAAUAAGGAUGGCAAUCCAUGUCUCUUUAGCACUGGUCUUGUCUUUGUGAAGCUCAUCUAUUCAUUGGAGUACUAGUCAGAAGCUUCUAGUGAGAUACUGCUGGUGUUGCUUGGUUCAUGAUUAGGGUUGGCAUUGAUGCAAAGUUGAUUUUGUGGAAAAGUCCUUUGGCACUCGAAAAUAAAAAGGAACAGAAAAGAGCGGAAAGAAUGAUGCGGUGUAUCUUCUGCUCAACAAACACACCUAGAGUUUCUGCCACACAAAAUCCCAUUAAAGCGUGAAAGAAAUGGAGUAUACUUGAUGGUCAAACCACUUUCUUGUAUCCCACAUGCUAUCAUUAUAGUGCGCAAUCCACAGCAACUUUUUCUCCUAAGCAUUUCUGAUCUCAAAUUUGAUAGUUUGUGGGACUUGGACAGAAUUAUUCCGACAGAAUUAUGCCAGACAAUUAAGAUAUAAGGUGUAUGCUUUACUUGUGAUUA
Molecule: messenger RNA, 1575 nt
Organism: Populus nigra (black poplar)
Lineage: Eukaryota; Viridiplantae; Streptophyta; Magnoliopsida; Malpighiales; Salicaceae
Product: protein FATTY ACID EXPORT 4, chloroplastic-like
Exons: 4
Cellular component (GO): membrane
Source: RefSeq, a predicted model, not a curated record